AUGGAAACCUUUUACUAUGUUGUAAAAGCCGGUAGUUUUACGAAAGCAGAACAAGUUUUAAAUAAAAGCCAAUCAGCUCUCAGCCGCACUGUCAUGAUUCUAGAGGAUCAGCUUGGCCACAAACUCUUAAGAAGAAAAAUUAAGGGCCUUGAGCUCACCCGCAAAGGAGAAGAGGUUUUCAAGAUUUCUCAAAGAAUCUUGAUGGAAAUAGAAGCGAUGAAAACUUCACUUUCUGAAUCAAAGAGUAUGAAAGGGAAAAUUAGGAUUAGUACAACUCAUGCCGUUGGCAAUUAUAUUCUAACAGACCCAUUGACUGAAUUUUCAGAACAAUAUCCUGAUAUAGAUUUAGAACUUGUUUGUAACGAUAAAAAUAUUGAUAUUUUUCAAAAUGAAGUAGACAUUGCCAUUCGCCCCUACAUGGAAGAUAAUGAUCGUAUUAUUCAAGAACCUCUUAUAACUCUGAGCGCAUCACUUUAUGCAAGUCGAAGCUAUCUUAAGAAAUUUGGAACUCCUCAAA
Molecule: messenger RNA, 517 nt
Organism: Stylophora pistillata
Lineage: Eukaryota; Metazoa; Cnidaria; Anthozoa; Scleractinia; Pocilloporidae
Source: RefSeq, a predicted model, not a curated record